Molecule: messenger RNA, 2525 nt
Organism: Protopterus annectens (West African lungfish)
Lineage: Eukaryota; Metazoa; Chordata; Ceratodontiformes; Protopteridae
Gene: TMOD4
Product: tropomodulin 4
Exons: 10
Coding region: 121-1161 (346 amino acids)
Biological process (GO): muscle contraction; myofibril assembly; pointed-end actin filament capping
Cellular component (GO): striated muscle thin filament; myofibril
Molecular function (GO): tropomyosin binding
Source: RefSeq, a predicted model, not a curated record
UUUCUGUAUCCCUGCCUCAGCACGGUUAGUGCUUUCACGCAGUCUGACUGGGCACUCAACUCUCAACCCACAAGGCCUGGUCCAUUUGCUGCUGUUUAAGGCUCCACACAGGUGAUCAGGAUGUCGCUUUUGAAGAGUUUGGAGAAGUAUCGGGAUGUGGAUGAAGAUGCCAUCCUCAGAAGCCUCACAGAGGCUGAGAUUGCUCAGCUGGAGAAUGAACUGGAGGAGAUGGACCCCGAGAAUGCUCUUCUACCAGCUGGCAUGCGUCAGAGGGAUCAGACAAAGAAGUCCCCAACAGGGCCUUUUGACAGAGAUGCAUUACUUACUCAUCUGGAGAAAGAAGCUCUUGAGGUGGAAGAGCGAGAAGAUCUUGUUCCAUUUACUGGCGAGAAACGAGGAAAGCCAUUUAUUGACAAGAACCCAAAAAGAGAAAUCCCAAAGGAAGAACAGAUCACACUUGAACCAGAACUGGAAGAGGCCUUAGCCAAUGCUACAGAUGCAGAAAUGUGUGACAUUGCAGCUAUCCUGGGAAUGUACACACUAAUGAGCAACAAACAGUAUUAUGAUGCACUUUGCUCAGGCGAGAUUGCCAACAAGGAAGGAAUCAACAGUGUAGUGAAACCAGACACCUACAAAGUAGUUCCAGAUGAGCCUCCAAAUCCCACAAAUGUGGAAGAAACUCUAAAGAAAAUCAAAAACAAUGACAAGGACCUUGAGGAGGUGAACCUGAACAAUAUUAAGGACAUUCCCAUACCAACCCUGAAGGAUAUCUGUGAGGCUUUGAAACACAACACCCGAGUAAAGAAGUUUAGCAUUGUUGCCACAAGAAGCAAUGACCCUGUUGCAUAUGCUCUGGCUAGCAUGCUGAAAGAGAAUAAGACACUGGAGAGUCUAAACAUUGAAUCAAAUUUCAUCACAUCAGAGGGAAUGAAGGCAGUCAUCCAGGCCAUGAAACAGAACACGACCGUCAUGGAAUUAAAAAUAGAUAACCAGCGGCAGAAUCUUGGAGACUCUGUGGAGAUGGAAAUUGCAAAGAUGCUGGAGGAGAAUUCAUCCAUCAUUCGAUUCGGCUACCACUUCACACAGCAGGGACCACGGGCCCGGGCAGCUAUGGCAAUAACUAAGAACACUGAACUUCGUCGCCAGAAGAGAAAAAGAUGAAAAACAUUGGACUAUACCAUCCAUGAAGACCAUGCCUUCCUGUUGUCUACUCAGCAGCCUCAAGAAAAGUUUGCAUUUAACAUCCAUCACUGUUAUUAAAGACUUGAAAGAAAAUUAUUAUUUCUGUUGGUUCACUUCCAUUAUUUAUGAGCAAUACUUCAAAAACGUCUUUCCCUCACUUAUGUGUCAGAUUUAUUUACAAUAUUUUGUUACUUUGAUUACGGCUUUCUGUACAUUGCUUGACUGAUUUUCUUUUUGCCAUGGAAUAUACAGUAUUUUAUUUCAGUAAAAUGUAUUUCUCGGUGGGAUUAAUAGCAGUGAAAUAACAAAGGAUAUGGUGGAAUGUGCUAAGAAAUAUUGCACUUUGGAGGUUGCUGAAAGAACCUUCAAUGAAGUUUGAAGGAUUUACAAAAUCAUCUCAUCUUGAGGCUAUGUAUAAAAUAGCAUUUCAUGUGCAAUGCCCUAACUUAAUGUGUAUAAUUACUGGCUGGCACUUUUCAUUAAAGUAGUUAUAUAAAAUAAGGUCAAAGACAAACAGGUUUACUUUGCUGUUUAUCAACAGCAAUACUGUCUGUCAUCAGGAUGUUUGGGUAUGUGCAUAAUUGAAGAAACUUACCACACAUUUACUGUAAAAUCUGCAUGCUUACUGAACAAAAAAAUAAUAAUUCCCAUAUGUUAAAUGUGCAAGCAAAUAAUUAUAACUUGAAAAUUAUCAGUUAGGAAUGUAUGGACACUUUUAAAAUAAGUAUAGGAUGUAGCAACGUACAGAGGAGACUGGACAGGAAACAUCUACUGCCUGGAAUGAGUGAUGAGCAGUGGCAAAAAUGCAAUUUAUAUAAAGACAUACUUAACACUGGAAUCUUAUAUUUAGCUUCUAGUUUCCAUUUUUUUCCAGACUGACUGAUGCUGUAAUGACACAUUCACUUGGUGUGUGUUCAAAGCUAGGAUCUAAUCCUACUACACACUACUUUAAAAGAAUGAUAUCAUUUUAUGAUGCAGUAGUCAUUCUUGUCCUUCCGUAUCUCGAGUGGCCACAUUCUAAUGACAUCUUCUCCAGAUAGGCAAAUAACCUAAUCUUUGUGGCAAGUCAUUAUGAAGUCUGUUUUUAAGAAGGGAAAAAAAUCACUUAAAAUAUUUCACCUGUCAAUAACCUGCAGAAUAUGUUAGGCCAUCGAAUGUGUUCUCGGGUCUUAAAAUAAUGACAUUGACCUACUAAACUAUAGUCCUCAUAACCUGAGAAGUUUCAGAGCACUAGUUUGAGGGUGGUUUUGAACUGCCAGAGCCAAGUCUAGAAUAAAAACCACAACUGAAACUCCCAAAAAACAAAUAACCAAAAGGAACAAAGUAUAGUGUGAGGAAAGGAC